UGGUGGUGCUCAUGGAGGGUCUCCAAGCUGCUCAGCGUGCCUGUGGACAGCGCGGCCCUGGCCCCCCUGAGCCCCGGGAGGACCACACUGUGCCCGGCGAGUGGCCAUGGCAGGCCAGUGUGAGGAAGGAGGGGGUCCACGUGUGCAGUGGCUCCCUGGUGGCAGAUACCUGGGUCCUCACUGCUGCUCAUUGCUUUGAAAAGGCGGCAAUGACAGAGCUGAACUCCUGGUCAGUCGUCCUGGGUUCUCUGCAGCGAGAGGGGCUGAGCCCAGGGGCUGAGGAGGUGGGCGUGGCCGCCCUACAGCUCCCCAGGGCCUAUAACCACUACAGCCAGGGCUCUGACCUGGCCCUCCUGCGCCUCGCCCACCCCAUGGCCCCAACACCCCUCUGCCUGCCCCGACCUGCCCAUCGCUUCCCCUUUGGGACCUCCUGUUGGGCCACUGGCUGGGAUCAGGACAUCAGUGAUGCUCCUAGGACCCUACGGAACCUGCGCCUGCGUCUGAUCAGCCGCCCCACAUGCAACUGUCUCUACAACCGGCUACACCAGCGGCUACUGGCCAGCCCGGCCCGGCCUGGGAUGCUGUGUGGGGGUGCCCAGCCUGGGAUGCAGGGGCCCUGCCAGGGAGACUCCGGGGGCCCUGUAAUCUGUCGUGAGCCCGAUGGACACUGGGUUCAGGCUGGGAUCAUCAGCUUCGCAUCCAGCUGUGCCCAGGAAGACACGCCCGUCCUGCUGACGGAUAUGGCUGCUCACAGCUCCUGGCUGCAGGCUCGAGCGGAGGGGGCCGCCUUCCUGGCCCAGACCCCUGAACCCCAGGAGAUCAGUGACGAGGACAGCUGUGUAGCCUGCGGAUCUCUGAAGGGAGGGCCUACUGCGGGAGCCCCGUCCCCAUGGCCCUGGGACGCCAGGCUAAAACACCAGGGGAGGCUGGCCUGCGGCGGAGCCUUGGUGUCGGAAGAGGUGGUGCUGACCGCCGCCCACUGCUUCAUUGGGCGCCAGACCCCAGAGGAAUGGAGUGUGGGGCUGGGGACCGAGUCAAAGGAAUGGAGCUUGAAGCAACUCAUCCUCCACGGGGCUUACACCCACCCCAAUGGGGGCUACGAUGUGGCCCUCCUGCUCCUGGCUCAGCCCGUGACACUGGGUCCCAGCCUGAGGCCCCUGUGCCUGCCCUACGCCGACCACCACCUUCCUGAUGGGGCACAUGGCUGGGUCCUUGGGCUGAGCCACCAAGGCACAGGCCUCAGCUUGCCUCAGACAGUGCCCGUGACCCUCCUGGGGCACAGGGCCUGCAGCCACCUGCAAACAGCCCUUGGGAGCAACAGCACCCCCAUCCUGCCAGGGAUGUUGUGCACCAGUGUUGUGGGGGAGCCGAAGCACUGCGAGGGUCUGUCUGGGGCGCCAGUGGUACACGAGGUGAGGGGCACGUGGUUCCUGGCCGGACUGCACAGCUUUGGAGAUGCCUGCCAGGGGCCGCCGAGGCUCGCAGUCUUCACGGCACUGCCACCCUACGAGCACUGGGUCACCAGCCUAGACUGGCAAGUCUACUUCGCCGAGGAGCCUGAACCCGAGCCUGCAAGCUGCCCGGCCAACACGAGCCAGCCUGGCAGCUGCUGACAGACACACAGACACAGGGAGGCCGCUCCCAUCCCCCCGCACGCCACUGCAGGCCUUGGGACAGGCCCAACAGCUGCCUGUGCCCCCACCCUGCUGGACAGGGAGCUGCCACCGUGGCUGACCCACCCGGCUCCAC
Messenger RNA from Sorex fumeus (smoky shrew), 1749 nucleotides. It is a transcript of the gene PRSS53, whose product is annotated as serine protease 53. Bases 12 to 1613 code for a protein of 533 amino acids. The record is from RefSeq and is a predicted model, not a curated record. The transcript has 11 exons. Gene Ontology annotation, biological process: proteolysis. Lineage: Eukaryota; Metazoa; Chordata; Mammalia; Eulipotyphla; Soricidae. Gene Ontology annotation, molecular function: serine-type endopeptidase activity.